Messenger RNA from Stegodyphus dumicola, 906 nucleotides. RefSeq names its product mitochondrial ribosomal protein L48 (gene mRpL48). The record is from RefSeq and is a predicted model, not a curated record. Lineage: Eukaryota; Metazoa; Arthropoda; Arachnida; Araneae; Eresidae. Gene Ontology annotation, cellular component: mitochondrial ribosome.
UAUAUGACGGUUAUGGAAAUUUAACCUCACGGAAAAAGUCGUCUGCUGGAUAAUUGCAAAGAUUUUACAACUAAAUGAUGUCUAAAGUUACGAAAAUGUAUUGGCAUAUCACAACUGACAUCCCCAAGCGACGAUAUUGCUCAGUCCAUUAGUUGCCAGGUGGUUAAAGCAAGAGAACAUUUUCACAUGUUCCUCGAUGUAGACUAUGAAUACUCUGUCAGUUUCUUAAGAAAUCCUUCAUGAUGGAUCCUUAAAGCAAUAGUCUGCUUCAUGCUAACAGCUCUAAGGAAAUAUAUUGAUGAACCUGAAUAUUUAAAAUAUACUAAACCUCAAGUUCCUGUUUAUGACUUGUUAAAUAUCCAGAUGAAGUGUUAUGAUUUUACAGUCCUGGAACAUUAUGCCAGACAUGUGCAUAGGAUAGCACAGCAUAUGGAUAUUGAUGUUGUUGAUGCAUGGGCAACACCUCAUCAAGCUUGGAAAGUCACAAAUCAUGAACCUGGUACAACAAAAGUGACUGCAGAGUAUACGCUGAACACAUAUGAAAGAAAUAUCCAGAUAGCUGAACUAGCAGCCUACUCGGCUCCUUUAUUUUUUGAAGUUAUACAGUCUUCUUUACCAAUAGGAGUAACAGUGAGUAUUCAUCCACAUGAAGAAAAACAUGAUGAAAUUCGCUAUAUUCCAGAUUUUGAAUUGCUUGCACUUAAAGGUCAAUUAAAAGAGUUGACUGAUCCUGAAGCAAGUACAAAAAUUAAACCUUAACCAUGUAUUUAUGUUUAAUUUUGUAUCUAAGAUUUUACUCAAUAAUAAUGUUAAAUGUAAGUUAUUAAAACAAAUAUCUUUAUCAUUUUAAACUAGUAACAUGUUUCAAUUGUUGAUGUGUAUUCUUAAUAAAUUGACAUAAAUUUC